Molecule: messenger RNA, 1542 nt
Organism: Acaulospora morrowiae
Lineage: Eukaryota; Fungi; Glomeromycota; Glomeromycetes; Diversisporales; Acaulosporaceae
Source: the annotation of a GenBank genome assembly
AUGAUCAAUCGCAAAUAUCUCAUUGUUCGCGAACUUACUGCCACACUGACACUUGAAUGUAUUAGAAUGCAAUUCUCUAACUGUGAGGAUGAAGUAUAUAUUGAUGAUAGCAUGUCAUUUAUUAGCCCUAAUGGAUUAAUGAUCGAACGUUCGAGAGAAUCCACUAUAACAUUAAAAGAAGUUUUAAUAGAUAUGAAGACCCUUAUAAUCGAAAAGAGUCGUAUGCACCUAGAUGAAAAGGCGAUAGUUGAAAUUUAUAACUUGGAAUAUGGCGUAAAGAUGUCUAAUAAUAUUUUAGUUCGUUCAAAAAUGAAGGCGAUUAUGUUUACUGGAUCAAUUAAUAUUGAGGAAGAUCAAUAUGACCAGAAACACACUAAAGUCUGCAAAAAUUCUUAUGACAACUUGUGUGUAAGAAAUUCAAUUGCGGACGAGAAUAUUAGUACAGUUUUGCCGUGGUCACCUCUUUCAUUAAGUCUUCCUGCAUCAAGCCAUACGGAUUCAUCCACUACUUACGACAUUAACAUGUCGGUAAAAUUAAUGGUAGAAGUCACCGAAAAACGUGUGGUAUUACCAACAAACGAGUUCAAAAAUGCAGUGAUGGAAGCCCUGAAACAUGAAGACGCUUUUUUAGAGCUUAAAAGAAUUACAGAAAUGUAUGGGGAGUACAUAAUUCUUAAAGCAAAAAUAGGGGGGAAAAUACUCAGAAUCAAAGUUGAUGAGUCAUUAAAUUUUACACAUUCAAAACAGAGAAUAUCUGGUGAGGUUUUCAAUCACAGUAAUAAAAAUUAUUUUUGGAAAACGGAAUCGAUUCUUGGAGGCAACAAGCAUGAAUAUGAAAACGACUUUAAUAGAUGGAAGAAUUCAUUGAAGGAUUACAAAAAAUGGGUGGUGAUAAGUUAUGAUAGAAUUGAGUUGAUCUUUAAUAUACUUGACGAAGGAUUACGACAGGAAAUUAUUAAGAUAAUUGUAGGGCAAAAGAUCUUGUUUAGUGCACAAGAUCAAAUUGAAGUUUUUCUGCGUUCCGGUCCAAUCCCGUACGAACAUGAACUACAUAUACCACCCGAUUUACAAUCCGAUAUCAAAAGCUAUCAAAUUAUUGCUUCAGCUAUAAAUAAAAAAACGAAAGAAGAAUUUUUUAUGAAAGUAUUCUACACAUCUGAUAGUUCAGCCUCAUUAUUGCUUUACAUGAUUAAUGAAAGAGAUGAAGAAAUCAUUAUGAAAUGCACUGGGAAAAUAAAAAAUAAAGUUCAACGCUAUAAUAUAGAGAUUUGUUGGAUGAUUAUUGGCUACCCAAAGGAUUUUAUUAAUGCAAGAGAUAACUUUAAUCUUAAUAUAAAAAUAUCCAGCAAUAGUGUUUCAGGAGAUGUAAUUGAAAUUUAUGACGAUUUUCAGAAGCAUAGGCUACAUCCUUUGGAAACCUGUUCGUAUGACACAAUUACUGAGUUUGAUAGUAUCCAACUAAAAUCACGUGGUCUGACAAAAAUUUCUGGAAUAUCUUCCAACAAAAUUGUUAAAAUAAAAAGCUCAACGGGAAAGGUUUAA